Molecule: messenger RNA, 1734 nt
Organism: Chenopodium quinoa (quinoa)
Lineage: Eukaryota; Viridiplantae; Streptophyta; Magnoliopsida; Caryophyllales; Amaranthaceae
Product: RNA pseudouridine synthase 7-like
Exons: 12
Coding region: 153-1376 (407 amino acids)
Biological process (GO): pseudouridine synthesis
Molecular function (GO): RNA binding; pseudouridine synthase activity
Source: RefSeq, a predicted model, not a curated record
CCGUGCAUCGCACGGACUUCAUCUAAUUUCCUUAUAAUUUAAAAAGUUAAAAAUCAAUAAACAGAAAACCACAUUGCUGAACUAGGCCCGCUAGCCCGUAACAAGCACCGGUAAAAUAAAAACAAGACCUCGACUGAGCUCUUACUUGAGAAAUGAAGAGAAAGAGAGGAGAGAGACAAACCGAGCAGCUCGAAGAAGAAGCAACAGCAACAGCUACAGCUACAUCCGCCAUUAGCACCACUACUAACGACAUGAACAUAGUGUGGCAAACUCCUGCUAAUCCUCCUCUUCGCGAUGAUUACAUUUGCCUUAACGGAAGGCGACAUGUGAAGCCGUAUUACUUCGAGUUCAUCUGCCAUGUGAAGAAUCGUUGGGCGGGGAAAACUAUAGUGGAUAUGUUUUCUGAGGAAUUUAAAGGGCGGAAUCAUGAUUACUAUGAGAGAGCUGUUAAAUGUGGAAGAAUACAAGUUGAUGGAAAAAAUGUCUCUAUUUACUACAGACUUAAACCAUCAGAAAAGAUCAGCCACUUUGUCCACAGGCAUGAACCACCUGUAAUGGCCUGGGAUGUCUCGGUUCUGCAGGAAGAAAAAGAUGUGGUGACUGUCUGCAAGCCGGCUUCUGUUCCGGUUCAUCCUUGCGGUCAAUAUCGGAAGAACACGGUUGUGGGAAUUCUCGAGGCGGAACAUGGUUUGGCCCCACUAUUUCCAAUACAUAGGUUGGAUCGACUCGUCUCUGGACUACUGAUAUUGGCCAGAAGCUCAUCCCAGGCUGAUAAUUUCAGACAACAGAUUGAAGCUGGACUUGUGAAGAAACUGUAUAUUGCAAAGGUUGUAGGGGUAUUUCCAGAGGGUGAGCAAGUAGUUGAUGUAAAUGUUAAUUAUGAUGCUCGAGAAGGAAGAAGUACUGUGGAGGUUGGAGAUGAUGCUGUAAAUGUAAAACUGAAAGGAAAGACUGCUUCUACAAAGUUUAAAAGAAUAAAUACUAAUGGAGAUCAAAGCAUUGUCUUCUGUGAACCCUUCACUGGCCGAACUCAUCAGAUACGAGUUCAUCUCCAGUAUGCUGGUCACCCAAUUGCCAAUGACAUGCUCUAUCUUGGUAAAUCAGUUGGUCGGCGUUCUACUGAAGGGAAAAGUGCUGAUAGAGUAGCUGCCCAAUUGAGGGAUUCUAUAUCAUCCAAAACUUCUGAAAACAAUGAACAGCCAGAAGAAGAAUUCUUCACAGAUUUUGAUAUGGAUCCUUUGUGUACACAUUGCCCAAAUUUGGCCCCUACAGGGUACGACGGGCUUGAAGAGGGGUUAUGGCUUCACUGCAUAAGGUACACUGGACCUGAUUGGACAUAUGAGUGCCCAUAUCCAGAUUGGGCAAAACUUGAUUGAUAAUGAGUGGUCCAUAUCUAAAAAAUUACUCGUGUUUUUGAGAGCUUGAAGCUGGCAAUUUCCUACGAACUAGUCAAGUUCAGAGCAGUUAACUUUUGAAUUUUUCUGCUCUGUCCUAUAGAUUCUGACCAAUUUUAUACUCGGUAUAUUGAUAUUCAACUAUUGCUUCAUUGAUUAUUUUUUUCCAGAUUUUACUGUAUGGAUAACUAUUGUUUGAGUGUUUUACAGUGUUCAGCGUUACAGAAUAUAUUUUUCUUUUGUAUAUUGCCAAAUCGCAUGCCAACUUAAAUCUCAUCAGGCAAGCACAAGUGGAAGCUUUAAUAAGCUUUGCGCUUGACACACAGUGCAUAUUCUUUUU